AUGGCUUCCACUGCCACAGAUGCUGCUGUCGGGCAGAAGACUCGGCCCACAAAACCCGACGAGGCUGCUUACAAGGCCAAGUUGGCUGCUGCCGAAAAGGAACACACCGCCGCGCAAGAGAAAUUGAACCAAAUCAAGGCCAAGAUCGAAAGUGCAAAGCCCAACAACCAAGACUCACCUGCUGCCAAGAGACAAAAGGAGCUUCGUGCUGAGCUCUCUGCCAUCCGCCAAAAACAACAAGGUUUUAAAUCUGCUCGUUCCAGCACUCAGGAGAAGCUCAAUGCCCUCGAUGCCACCCUCAAGGCCCGUGUUGCAGAGCAGAACAACUCCCGCGGCAAGAUCGCUUUCAAGAACGUCGAGGAAAUUGAUAAGGAGAUUGUUCGCUUGGAGAAACAGGUCGAUUCCGGUAACAUGCGCUUAGUCGAUGAGAAGAAGGCUCUUUCCGAUAUUUCCAGCUUGCGCAAGCAGCGAAAGAAUUUUGCCGGAUUGGACGAUGGCCAAAAGAAUAUUGAUGCUCUAAAGAAGCAAAUCGCCGAAUUGAAGAAGACCCUUGACAACCCUGAGGCCCGUGCUUUGAGCGACAAAUACAAUGAGAUCCAGCAAGAGCUCGACUCUAUCAAAGCUGAACAGGAUUCCGCUUUUAAGAACCUCAACUCUCUACGAGACGAGCGUACCAAGUUGCAGCAAGAACAGCAGGCUAAGUUCACCGCCAUUCGUGAGCUUAAGGAUACCUACUACAAGGAGCGCAAAGCCUGGAAAGAGCACGAGGAUGAGGUCUGGCGUGCUCGCCGAGAGCGCCAAAAAGCCGAGCGUGAAGCUUUCGAACGUGAGAAGAAGAAGAAGAUUGCUGACAAGAAGUUGGAGGAGGCUUCCCGACCCGCCUACACCGACGAGAUCUUGACUGCUCAGGGUCUUAUCCGUCACUUUGAUCCUAACUACGAUUUCGCUGCUCUUGGCCUCGACGACACCAAGAAGACUGCAGGCGGUGCUUUCCGUGCCGAGGUUGGACGUACUGUCGAUGAGUCAGGUAUCAAGGGUAUGAAGGUUGUCAAGAAGGACGAAGAAGAUUACUUCGUUGGUACCGGCGGCAAGAAGGGAAAGAAGGGCAAGAAGGGCGGCAAUGCCUCACCUGCCCCUGCUGCUGACAGCAAGUUUAACCUCAGCUUUGGUGUCAUUGAGGAUUUCGCCAAGGUCAAGGUCGACCAGCCUAUGAGCCAGGCUGAUGUCCCCGCUGUCGUAGAGAAGUUGGCUGCUAAGAUCACUGAAUGGAAGAAGAAUCAGGCCGCCAAAACUGAAGAGAAUAUCAAGAAGGCCAAAGAGGAGAUUGAGCGUCUCGAAGAAGAAUCCCAGCGUGCUACCGACCACGCUAAGAAGGUGGCUCAGACAAACGCUGGCGUGAACGGCCACGUUUCCGCUGAGGCAGAAGCGAAGCAAGAGAAAGAUGGUGCUGACGAUGCCGCCGAUGAGCUCAAGAAAGCUGCCCUUGAGGACGCAGAGUAA
Molecule: messenger RNA, 1500 nt
Organism: Talaromyces stipitatus ATCC 10500
Lineage: Eukaryota; Fungi; Ascomycota; Eurotiomycetes; Eurotiales; Trichocomaceae
Product: nuclear segregation protein (Bfr1), putative
Exons: 3
Coding region: 1-1500 (499 amino acids)
Biological process (GO): intracellular mRNA localization
Cellular component (GO): nuclear outer membrane-endoplasmic reticulum membrane network; endoplasmic reticulum; ribonucleoprotein complex
Molecular function (GO): mRNA binding
Source: RefSeq, a predicted model, not a curated record